Rattus rattus (black rat) is the source of this 976-nucleotide messenger RNA. It is a transcript of the gene Cimip2b, whose product is annotated as family with sequence similarity 166 member B. NCBI's taxonomy places the organism in Eukaryota, Metazoa, Chordata, Mammalia, Rodentia, Muridae. The record is from RefSeq and is a predicted model, not a curated record. The coding region runs from base 1 to 819 and encodes 272 amino acids. The transcript is spliced from 6 exons.
AUGGCUGUGGUCAACACUUUCAUCCCAGGGCUCAGCCCUCAGAAUCCGCACUAUAUUCCAGGGUACACCGGACACUGCCCACUACUUCGGUUCAGCAUGGGCCAGACCUAUGGGCAGGUGACUGGUCAGCUACUCCGAGGCCCUCCUGGUCUAGCCUGGCCUCCUGCUCACCGAACACUUCUGCCUCCCAUCCGGUCUCCAAGAUCUCCUGUGAUCUCCAGGAGGAGGCCGCCUCCCAGGCGUGGGCACGAAAGGCUCAGCUCCAGCGUAGUCCCUGGGUAUACAGGUUUUAUACCACAGGCACGGUUCAUUUUUGCCAAGAAUUGCAACCAGGUUUGGGCUGAAGCUAUGAGUGAUUUUACACAAAGGCGCGGGGCACAGGAGAGUCCUGAACUCGAGGAGGCCAAGGGAGAGGAGGAGGUGGAGAGGGACCAAGGGCCGGAGGCAGAGGAGCCACAGCUGAAGCACGAGUUGGCACAGGCCUCCCCCUACUCCAUGGAUGAUACAGACCCGCAGAAGUUCUUCAUGUCAGGCUUCACCGGCUACGUGCCCCGUGCCCGCUUCCUCUUUGGCUCCAGCUUCCCUGUGCUCACCAACCAGGCGCUGCAGGAAUUUGGACAGAUGUGCUCCGGGGGCAGGGUGCAGAAGGACCCCAAACCUCUUUCCCCACUCCCUAGGCCCAACUUUCAGACUCUGGGUCUUCUACCUCACUAUGGAGGUUACGUGCCAGGGUAUAAGUUCCAGUUUGGUGGUACAUUUGGGCAUCUUACCCAUGAUGCCCUGGGCCUCAGCAUUACUCAGAAACAGCUCCUGGCCUAAGUACCUGGAUUCCAAAUUCUCUUCUCAUCCUAACUCACUGAUCCUUUUGGAAGGAAGAGAGGUGGGUGGGGGAGGGGCACCAAGAAAAUGGCUUGGAGGCUGAGCACCUUUUUAUUAUUAGGUGUAAUAAAUAAAUAAUAAAUAAAUAAAUACAUAA